CCGUAGGGGAUAUGCGUUGCUGCGCGUGGAGGCCAGCGCAAACAAGUGGAAGAAAAAAUAAUCAAAACAAAAGAUUUCAGCAGCAUCCCCCGGUGAGGAGACUGAAAAUAAUUUGCUAGAGAGAGUGUGUUGGAUAGCGCGCCAGAAAUGGUGCUCCAGUCAGUCGUGCUGAUUUGAUCGAAUUAGACCAGGUGUUUCGGGUUGUGACCCAUACUACGUGCACCGGGUUUCGCGUGAUAUGUUGCGAUAACUCGCAGAUCUUGGACCUGGGAGAUUCGUUCGGUGUUGCUUGCGUGUGAUCAGUGGCGACGGUUCUGUUGAAAUACUACAGGGUAGGUUGUGACCGUUGUUUUUAAUUACGACCCACAAAAGCCCCUCAGUGCGGUUAUCAAUCAAGUGAUAGAAUUUUCACUGCAGUCUGAGUGCAUGGUGAAAAUAGGUUACUGCGAGAUGUGAUUUUGUAGUGAUCCUCAAUGAAAAAACGAAAAAAUGGAUAUCAAAUUAGAAAAACUGAAGCUUGGUUCCCGUGAAUGUUGUAUACAACACAAAAUUGUGUGCAAUAAUUCGUUCUAUCAAACAAAUUCCAGUCAUUGUGUAGGAAUAAGGGUGAUGCAACAAUCUCACUAACCCACUCCACCAUCUACAAUUUCAUAGAGAUAAAAUCAUUAUUUCAACGAUACCAAGGUGAUAUUGUCGUUGCUCACAGUGCCAGUGUGUGCGACGUGAAAUAUAGUCUGCAAACGAACACGUUGACUGGCACAUCAGUCACCAGUGACUGACAGUAUAGCAUAUGAUAAUAAAGACUGAAUUGAGGACCUGUGCGGCGUGCGGAGAGCCGAUCGCCGAUAAAUACCUCUUCGACGUUGAUGGAUGUUCGUGGCACGGUUCCUGUUUGCGCUGUUCCGUCUGUCUCACCUUACUGGAGCGCCAGCCGUCCUGCUACUUUCGCGAUCGACAAGUCUACUGCCGAACGGAUUACGCCAAAACGUUCGGCGCCAAGUGUUCCAAGUGUUCCCGUUCGAUCGCUCCCUCUGACUGGGUGCGGAAGGCUCGGGAACUGGUAUUCCAUCUGGCCUGUUUUUCCUGUGACACCUGCGGUCGCCAGCUAUCGACCGGUGAACAGUUCGCGUUGAUUGAUGACAAAGUCAUGUGCAAGACCCACUACAUGGAUACGGCGGAUGAAGGUUCCAAUUCGAGCGACGAUGGCUGCAGCAGCAUAGAUGGGUUCAGCAAAAACAAAUCGAAACGAGUGCGUACGACUUUCACCGAGGAGCAGCUCCACAUUCUGCAGACGAACUUCCAAAUUGAUAGCAACCCCGAUGGGCAGGAUCUGGAGAGAAUCGCCCACCUGACGGGACUGAGCAAGAGGGUCACCCAAGUUUGGUUCCAGAACUCUCGAGCGAGACAGAAGAAGCACACGCAUAUUCCUCGCGACCACAAUAUGGCAGUAUUCAAUGCGCUCCGGCAGGAUCUCAACAACAACAGCAACACAACUCUCGCUGACAACGACCAUGUCAUGGGAAAACCGCCAUCCAUGUUCAACUCACACGUCAAUCUCAUCAAUCUGAUGGUGUAACAUAUGGGAAUGCAAUCACUGUUACACUUGCCACCGGAAGCGCGCUGUCUAACGGAUGAUUGCUAAGCUGAGGACGAGACAAUUGCUGCCGAGAUCACAAUGGUCACCAAAUUUACAGAUCCACCUGUGACUGGAUGACCCUGGGGUCUUGGAAACCAAAGAAACACAUCAUUUGGGAUUUUAUAUUAUAUUUAUUAUCUAUUUGUUUAGAGAGUAUUUUACUACAGUAUUAGAUUUUGUUUUUGAAGAUGUUUACAGUGCGACCGCGACAAACCAUUU
Molecule: messenger RNA, 1855 nt
Organism: Toxorhynchites rutilus septentrionalis
Lineage: Eukaryota; Metazoa; Arthropoda; Insecta; Diptera; Culicidae
Product: LIM/homeobox protein Awh-like
Exons: 7
Coding region: 791-1576 (261 amino acids)
Biological process (GO): regulation of transcription by RNA polymerase II; neuron differentiation
Cellular component (GO): nucleus
Molecular function (GO): RNA polymerase II transcription regulatory region sequence-specific DNA binding; DNA-binding transcription factor activity, RNA polymerase II-specific
Source: RefSeq, a predicted model, not a curated record